ACUAAUCCCAAAUUACAAUCGUCAUUCACAACACUAUGCAAAAAUUAUUUCGUUUAUUUUAGUAAUAAUAUAACAAGAAAAUGUAAAUAUUAAAAUAGUGACAUGAAAGUACAUAGCUCAUAUAAAUACAGAUAAUAUUAUCACUUAAAUAAUGGGUAUUAAACCAAACUUAACUUUAAUUGAAAAGAUAAUUCCCCACACGAUCAGCAAAAAUGCUGCAUUUAGAAAUGUGAAAAAUGUAAACAUUUCAUACAAACAUAAUGAAAAUCGAUUUAUAGUAAAAUUGCAGGCUGAAAAACCUCAACAUAAUGAAGGAUUAAAAUCAACAGAGAAAUUCGAUAGUUAUUUGCAACAUUCAUUUGACGUCGAAAGAAAUAAGUUUAUAGAAAAUGUGUUACGUAAUAAAGAACGUAUCGAACCUCGAGAAUAUAGCGGGAAAAAGAUAGUGAUUGAUUAUAGUUCUCCAAAUAUUGCUAAGCCAUUCCAUGCUGGCCAUUUGAGAUCUACCAUUAUAGGAAACUUUAUAAGCAAUAUACACCAACAUUUCCAUAAUAAGGUUACAAAAAUCAACUACUUAGGUGAUUGGGGCACACAGUUUGGGCUGUUACAAUAUGGUCUCACAUCCAAAAAUAUAAAUAUAAAUGAACUACAAAAUAAUCCAAUCCAAACACUCUAUGAUGUGUAUGUUCAUGCCAAUAAACUGGCUUCCAAAGAUGAAGAUGUUAAACUACAAGCAAGAAAGUUUUUCUCAGACAUAGAACAAGGCAGGACAAGUUUAGACAACUGGAAGAAAAUAAGGAAAGUUACUGUUCAUGAAUUAGGGAAAAUUUAUAAUAGGCUAGGUAUUACCUUCGACGCUUACCAUUGGGAAUCUGAUUACAAUGGUGGAGCUAUUAAAGAUAUAAUAAAUUUAUUAGAAACAGAAAAUAUAAUUAGGACAGAUGAAUCUGGAAAGAAAGUAGCGACAGUUAAAAACAAAGAUGUAACUGUAUUAAAAAGUGAUAAGUCCACAUUAUAUAUAUCGCGGGAUAUUGCAGCGCUCUUAGAUAGAUAUAAAAAAUAUGAUUUUGAUAAAAUGCUGUAUGUAGUAGAUAAUUCACAGACAGAUCAUUUUGCCGCCGUUUUUGAGGUUGUCGGAAGAAUUAAUAAGAAAUGUGCAGAUGGCUGUGAACAUAUAAAAUUUGGUAGAAUUAAAGGAAUGAGCACCAGAACAGGAAAUGUUGUAUUUCUCAAUGAUAUACUUGAUGAAGCUAAACAGAAAAUGCAUGAAAAGCAACUGCAAUCAAAAAAUACAAGAAGUUCCGCAAUGAAUGAGAAAACUUGUGACAUUCUUGGAACAUCGGCUGUUGUAAUAAAUGAUUUGAAACAGAGACGACAAAAGGAUUAUGACUUUGAUUGGAACAGAGUUCUUCAAAGUGAAGGAGAUAGUGGCAUCAAACUGCAAUAUCUACAUUGCAGGCUUUGGAGCUUGGAACAAAACUGUGGCAUUCAACUUCCAGAGGAAUGCAAUCCAAGUUAUUUGACUGAAGAAAUUAUUGGGGAUGUCAUAGGAGAACUGGCAAAGUUUGAAUAUGUUUUAGAAAAAUCCCUUACAGAAUAUGAAGCUUGUGUAUUGGUGAACUAUUUAUUCCGACUCAACAAACAUGUUAACAGAAUGUUCAAUGAGUUAAGAGUUAAAGAUGUUGAUGCUGAUUUGGCUGCACAAAGGCUGCUUAUAUUCCAUUCUGCUAGGGAAGUCAUUAAAACUAGCUUGGAAAUUUUGGGUGUAAGACCUCUGUAUGAAAUGUAGGUACAGUUUAGAAAAAAGUUUUUCCUAGUCUAUGGUAUCUAUAUAAAAUGUAUGUAUGUAAUUAAAAUAAAUUAUUUACUCCACCAUAUCUAUAA
This is a messenger RNA of Manduca sexta (tobacco hornworm), 1884 nucleotides long. It is a transcript of the gene ArgRS-m, whose product is annotated as probable arginine--tRNA ligase, mitochondrial. Lineage: Eukaryota; Metazoa; Arthropoda; Insecta; Lepidoptera; Sphingidae. Bases 152 to 1789 code for a protein of 545 amino acids. Gene Ontology annotation, molecular function: ATP binding; arginine-tRNA ligase activity. Gene Ontology annotation, cellular component: mitochondrion. Gene Ontology annotation, biological process: arginyl-tRNA aminoacylation; mitochondrial translation. The transcript is spliced from 3 exons. The record is from RefSeq and is a predicted model, not a curated record.